Messenger RNA from Poecilia latipinna (sailfin molly), 1223 nucleotides. It is a transcript of the gene minar2, whose product is annotated as membrane integral NOTCH2 associated receptor 2. NCBI's taxonomy places the organism in Eukaryota, Metazoa, Chordata, Actinopteri, Cyprinodontiformes, Poeciliidae. The coding region runs from base 486 to 1148 and encodes 220 amino acids. The record is from RefSeq and is a predicted model, not a curated record. The transcript has 4 exons.
ACUCCAUCAGUUCAGCAGUUUCUCUUUUGUGUAUCUUCUCUGUCUUCUCAAACCUCCAGUCGGUUUUGGCAGAUGGUCAAUUAUACUGAGCCUGGUUUCGGUUCUGCUGGAGGUUUCUUCCUUUGAAAUGGGAGUUUUUCCUCUCCAUACAUGCUCAGUAUGAGGGAUUGCUGUAAAGUCAAUGACACAAAGCAAGCGAUUGUCUACUGUCACUCAUCCAGGAGGAGUGAACCUGACACUAUGGGGUUGACCUUGCUAACGCUCCCCUCUCUCUCCCUGUCUUUGCUUCUCUCUUGGCAGUAUUACUUCUUUGUAUCAGGUCUUCAGUGAUAAGAUUAGGUUACCUCACCUGCAAGUGAUACAGCUUCAUAAAUAUCUUGCUUUUCAUGAAUAAUUGGCAAGUUUGCCAGCUAAAGUGAGCAUGUGUACAGAAAGAGGCUGCAGGCAGAUAAAGCAGUCACUGUUUGUGGAGCAGCAGACCAAAGAUGGAUAUUUCUGUUCUACCCAACAACAAUCACCCUGAAAAGUUCCUGCAGUUGGAUGUUGGCGUUUUGGAUGCUACCCAUGGCAUGUUUCAGGUUGGAGCAUUUGUUUCCAGUCAGAGACGAUGGCAGAACCGGGUCUAUUUACAGGUAUGGAGCAACAGAGCUACCAUUACUCAACAGCAUGCUCCUUCCUCACAGUAUACUCAAGGUUGCCUCAAGCGGGAACAAACAACCCAACAUGGAAGAAAAAUUCCUCCAUAUUCAGAGGGCAGUCCUGUGGUGUUUGUGGACAGAUAUCUGGAGAAGCACAUAACUCCAGUAACUCUGAAGUAUAACAUCAAAAGGAAUCCUCUUUACAUGGAUAUAAAAUCCAUCGACACGGCAGACAAUGAAAGAUUUAAGCCUUCCUGGACCAUCAAAGAAUAUGACACACAAACUAUCCAUGGCAACUUAACAGAUUAUUUGAAGCAUACAAAAACACCCAAGGAGCUUGACUUUUGGCUUGAAGACCUGUACACUCCAGGAUUUGACUCUCUGCUCAAGAGAAAAGAAGCAGAGCACAAGAGAAAAAGACUUUCCAAAAUUGUUCUCUCAGUAAUUUUGCUAAUUUGUGCUUCUCUUAUUGUCAUAAUAGUGCCUAUUGUAGUUUUACAACAGAGCUAAUUUGGAUGCAACUAUUGUGCUAUAAUCAGCAUCAUCUACUCUAAAAGACAAUAGGGGAUGAUACAGUGUCCAAAC